Messenger RNA from Vanessa tameamea, 3374 nucleotides. RefSeq lists its product as uncharacterized. The transcript has 13 exons. Bases 352 to 2436 code for a protein of 694 amino acids. Gene Ontology annotation, molecular function: zinc ion binding. The record is from RefSeq and is a predicted model, not a curated record. NCBI's taxonomy places the organism in Eukaryota, Metazoa, Arthropoda, Insecta, Lepidoptera, Nymphalidae.
GACAAAGACGAGUAUACCAUUAGAGUGAGAUAGGUAUAUAAAUUUCACGAUUAGAAAUGGCGUCUCUGUGAGUUGUCCUUUUCGCACAAGAUAUUCUCAUUUUAUUACGAUCAAAACAAGAAUUACUGUUUACAAAAGUUGAAAAAUGUGGCCGUGUGUUGUGUUAUAGCAUUAACUAAUUAAAUAUAUAUUAAAUUAGGAUUAUUAGGAUAAUUUGUAUUUAGUGGGACAAUGAAUUACACUGGGCGAGGCGUUUCGAUAUAUUUCUUACUAUUGAAAAUUCGUAAAAACCCCUCGUCCAGGCGUAUUAUAUGCGCGUUUUAGUGCAAGUCGAUAUAUAAUAUAGUGAAAAUGGACAAGAAAAGUAAGAAGAAAACUGUGAUUAAGCGGAAAAGUGAUGACCAAGGUGAGGGUGAAAAAAAACAGAAAAUGAUCAAUCGCGCGAAAAACGACGAUGAAAAGGACAAAAUCGAGGUCCAGGUCAACCAGGUGGUAGAAGUUCCGGUCGAGCAGGGUCAGCAAAUAGUUCACACGGGACAGUUGGUUGAAGGAAACUUCGAACAGCCAGUGUUUGUUAACAUGAAGGGGGAACCAGUGCAACUUGGUCCGAACACUGUGAUACUGUAUGAACAAAGCGGGAAUCCUUCGAACUUUGCGUUUGGCGGGAUGUGGAGCAUGGAUUCGUCUGGUAGAAUUGUUAUGGCGGAAACGAUAUACGAUGUGAAAGGAGAACCCGAGGAGGAAGGCAGCACUUUUGUUCAAAACGCAACUGAAGUCAAUAACCAACCAGUUGAAGAAGCGAGCAAUACAUAUCAGCAGUUUGAAUUGAGUAAUAAUGCUCAAGUCGAAGGCCAAGAGUAUGAAGUGGCUAUCAUCGAAAACCCUGGGGAUGCAUCGGACAGGGCAGAAGUUCAAAUUAUAACAACGGAGGCACAACUGGUGGCGACUGGCACUGGUGCUGUGCGCUGGCUCAACCAAAAAUAUGAUUUUGUUGUUAGGAAACUCCAACUGAACUAUGAUGCAGGCGUCAAACUUUUACACUCACAGUCCGGUUGCAUUCAGUGCGUAUAUCUCACAACACCCAGCAUGCAGUUAGCGUUCAAUGCAGUACCACAGUUUCUAUGCAUCGAGACGGGCAUAGAGUUCAACAGUGCAAUCCCAACAGUGGGCGGAACGACUAGCCCAAGUGUCAAACAUAAUGUCACACUGUUCCUAGCCGAAGACGGCAACGGAAAAUCGGUCAUCGUCAGUGCAGGCAUAUCGACGCUGAUCGGCGAGGACCUGACGUGGCUGCUGGAGACGUUCAAGUCGUGCAACCCGGCGUGGCGGCAGGUGCGCUGCGUGGUGUGCGACCCCACGAAGAGCCAGCAGGACGUGCGCGGCGCGUUCCCGGCGGCGCACGUGUCGUGCUCCGUGUGGCAGGCGGCGCGCGCGGCGGCGCGGGCGGCGGCGGCGGCGCGCGAGGCCGACGCGCCCGCGCUGGCGCCCGACGACGUGGCGGCGCGCUGCAAGACCUACGCGCUGGCGCUGCUGCGCGGCGACCACACGCCGGCGCAGCUGCAGGUGCUCAAGCGCGCCGUCAUCGGCACGGGCGCCGGCACGCUGCGCGUGUGGGAGCAGCUCACGCGCGCGGGCGGCGCCGUGGCGCGCCUCGACGCCUGGCUGGAGCCCGACAACUACACCAACAUCCUGCACAAGGGUCUGGAGCGAUUAGUCGCGAAGUUCCAAGGACUCGUCCGCAGUCAGAUGCAACCGGACGAGUUCGUCUCGCUGUUUUUCAACGUCGCCAACCAGCUCGAAGACGAGCGACGUAGCUUCGCCGUCAGCAGGUUACGGGAUACGGAAACGUUAAAGCAGUCGCCCACUGAUACGAUAACACAGUACGCUUAUAACCUUAUGAGUCACCAGACGAAGCUCGCGCAGAAGUGCCUCGACGACAGAGCGGGCAGAAGGCAUAGCAGUGCGGCGAUAUGCAAGUACGGGACGUCAACACAGGAGUGUUCGUGUCUCUUCAGCAAGGUGUUCCGGCUGCCGUGCAGACAUAUCCUCAUGCUGACCACGGAGUUGAAGGUAAAAACUCAUAUUCCAUUUGAGCCUCGUUGGACGGUGCAACAUUGUCUGUUCGGUUGUGAGGGAGCUACAAACGCUGGUGGAAAUAAUACUACAACAAGCGGCAGUACGUUCAUGGAGCAAGUGGUGGUGGAAACAGAAGGUCACCGACAGACGAUUCAACAGCCUCAACAAAUACAUCAGGUCGGCGGAGUCAGGCAACAGCAGUAUGUAUUAGCGACGCCCGGACAACCCGCGACCCCUGUAUCACAAGUGAUAUUCUGCGGCGGAGGCGUGGGCGGCGUGGGCGGCGGCGCGCCCGUCAUCACGUCCGUGCUGCCGCCCGGCGGCGCCGUGCUCACGCCGCACCACGCGCUGCACCACUAGGCCGCACCGCCGGCCGUAUCAAAUUCAUUGCAAUAAUCGUGGGAAAUGUAAUCGGGGACACAAACGUGUAAAGUUUAUAUAUUUAUUGAAGGCCGUGCCCUCGGCCGUACGAUCGGAUCGACUCGCGGCUCACGAAUAAUAGAUCUGUGUGUCCGGUGUUAAAACGACCAAAGCAUAUCCGAGAGUUUAUUGUGAGCAACGCAUUUGUUGCUGUCAUUUCGCAAAAUAUUAGUACUAAAAUGACAUCACUAAGAUCGACGAUAUUACCAAAAGGGCGUAUGUUAUAUGAAGGUGCCGACGUUCGUUAAUUAUUUCUAUUCUGAUUAGCUAGAGGAUUGUCGGUCCUUUUAGCGACGGGGACACAGAAAUAAUACGAGUAUAGAGAUUAAAAUCGCGUCAGAUACAGAAAAUGAUACGCCGGUCGUAGGUUUACUGUAAAUAUUUUUGUAAUAUGUACUUUUACAUAAGUCGAAUGAAUUCGAAAAAUACUUAAAUAUGAAAUAAGCAGCCCCGGUGUCUGAAGGGCGAGAGCGGGGUGUUGCGGGCCGGGGGGAGAAGUAGUUUUUUAUAACGCGGCGUUAUGGACACGCACAAAUAUGUCGAUACUCGUAUUAUGUGUUAUUCUUUGCCUAUUGAGUUAUUAUUUUGUAAAUUAACGAAAAAUAUCCAUUUGACGAAAGAGAUUAAUCUUCCUGUCGUUAAAACUGCAUACCUAAACUCUCUUCUUGGUAGGAUUAUGAUAAUGAGGGAUUAGACAGUGCAGGAGGAUUACUAACGGUAGUCACCACUUCACUCGGUGGAAGGGCUUUAGACAAGUCCGCUGGGUUGCUAAUCACUCAGACAUUCCACCAAGUUAUUCUACGCCAAACUGCAAUAUUAGUAUUGUUACUGUUCUGAUUUAAAGGAUGAGUGAGCCAGUGUAAACCUUACUUAUAGGU